ACACUCGGGUGAUAACCACAGACCAGCUUGGUGUGACCCGCUCUUCCACUCUCUCCUCCAAGGAGUCCCAAAUAAUCUCGUGCUUCAGUUCGUAUUUUGAUCAUUUACUUCAAAGAGCCCUAUCAUCAACCUAUUCUUCAAAGAGUCAUUUUAUGAACGUGUUCUUCAGUACUGUGAUCAAUCUGUCCUUCAAUAAGUUCUUUGAUCAACCUACUCUUCAAAGAGUCCAGUGAUCAACAUUCUUGAAUGGCUAGUGUGAUCACCCUGUACUCUAAAUAGUUCAGUGAACUAUCAAAUACCCAAAUAGUUCUGAGAAGUACCCUUACUCCAAACUACCUCGUGAAAAACUCUCCAGUCAAACGUCUCUCCUUAAAAAUGUGUGACAAACAAGAAGAGGCAGUGAAUGGCAGGCAAGAAGAGAAUACAGUGAAUGGCAGGCAAGCAGAGAAUACAGUGAAUGGCAGGCAAGCAGAAGAGGCAGUAGAUGUGAAGCAGUUAGAAGAGGUGAAUGAGGCUCCACAGAAAACAUACCGAAGUCUCAUCACAGAGUCGCACGUCAAACAAGCUCUGAAGGCACAACAAGGCAGCAGUGCACAGCUGCUCUCAUGGACUGUUACAGACUUCACUAACAAGGGCGACAACUACGCAUGCAUCGUGACAAGUGUAGAUGUUUGUUAUCAUAAAGAAGGAAAAGACAGGAAAACCUCAUUUGUAGUUAAAUGUAAUCCAUGUCGGGACCUCCCAAUAUUCAAUGAAUUUUCGACCAUAGUUUUUCAGAAGGAGGCGGGAUAUUACCUGGAACUUUUGCCCUUAUUCAACGCUCAGCUCAGUCUUGUAGGACGUGAACCAAUACGGGCUCCUCACUGCUAUUUUGCUCACUUGACUAAACAAGAGGAAGUUAUAUUUCUUGGAGAUUUGCGCCCGGAAGGUUUCAAAAUGUUUGACCGUAUGAAAGGAAUGGACAAGGCCCACGCUGUCCUUGUCCUCAAGGAACUAGGUAAACUUCACGCUGCCUCUAUCUUAUAUCAGAAAGAAACAUCAGUAGUAUUGGAAGACAAGUACACAUAUAUUCAAAAAGACUUUCACUCAAUGUCUGGAGGCGAUGACUUUAAGAAAAUGCUUACUUCACAAGCCGAGAAUGCAGCAGAGAUAGCAGAGAGAAUCGGUGGGUACGAAAAAGUCGCUGAUUGGCUGAAAGACUUUGCACCAAGUAGUAGCGACGUCUUCCUGGAACAAAUAAAGAAGAGUCCUCCCUUUGAUGUGCUUUGUCAUGGUGACUGCUGGAACAACAACAUCUUGUUCAAGUACGAUGAGACAGGUGUCCCGGUCGAUGUAAGACUGCUGGACUUCCAAAUCAGUCGCAAAGCCUCGCCAGCCACAGACCUCAACUACUUCAUGUACACCAGUUUCAAUGGUCCUGAAAGGAAGGACAAUUUGGAAACCUUCUUGAAUGUUUACUAUGAGUCCUUAAGAGAGGUGCUGGAGGCAGGAGGAACCAAAGCUGAGUUUACAUCUCAGGAACUACGAGAGGAAUAUCACAAGAAGAACUUGUUUGGUUUGAUAAUGGGAAUGAUGGUUGUGCCUAUUGUGGUGAGUCAGGCAGCGGAGAUAAUGGAUCUGGAUAAUAUAACCGAUGCAGACUAUGAAUCGCUUGUAAAGGAGCACAGGGAAAGGAUGUUGAAACAGUUGGAUAGUAAUCCACUUCUGCGACCUCGACUUCUCUCUAUAUUUGAUGAGAUGUUAGAAUAUGGAGUAAUAUCUUAGGUGGUAAUCUUAAACAGAUCUUGUUAAUAGUAUCAGUGAUUGUUAAAGAUUGUUGAAUGAAUGUUUAUAAGGGAAGAAAUAUUUGCAUAUUUAAUAUUUUAGAAACUCAAAUUCAGAUUAAUAAUUUACUUCCACAUGAUACGUUGUUUGUUCAAAAAAUGAAUAACAGUUAAUAACGCAUGUAGAAAGUCCAUUGUUAUGCAGAGCAUUUCGGGCAAACUUAAGCCUCAAUGAAGACUACAUGAGCAAUAUAUAUAUAUAUAUAUAUAUAUAUAUAUAUAUUAUAUUUAUUUUUAUUUUUUUUUAUCACAC
Molecule: messenger RNA, 2076 nt
Organism: Cherax quadricarinatus
Lineage: Eukaryota; Metazoa; Arthropoda; Malacostraca; Decapoda; Parastacidae
Source: RefSeq, a predicted model, not a curated record